Messenger RNA from Sorex araneus (European shrew), 2027 nucleotides. RefSeq names its product MAP/microtubule affinity-regulating kinase 4-like. The transcript has a single exon. Gene Ontology annotation, biological process: protein phosphorylation; intracellular signal transduction; microtubule cytoskeleton organization. Gene Ontology annotation, molecular function: tau-protein kinase activity; protein serine/threonine kinase activity; ATP binding. The record is from RefSeq and is a predicted model, not a curated record. Gene Ontology annotation, cellular component: cytoplasm. Lineage: Eukaryota; Metazoa; Chordata; Mammalia; Eulipotyphla; Soricidae. Bases 1188 to 1613 code for a protein of 141 amino acids.
AGUUAGAAAGAGAGAGACAGACAUAGAAAGAUUGCACUUAUCUGUGGAAUAUAAAAUAACAGAAUGGGAGACUAACACCCAAGAAUAAUAGAGAUAAGUACCAGGAGGUUUGCAUCACAGCUUGGAAGCUGGCCUCACAUGCUGGGGGGAAAGGCAGCUCAGAUAGAGAAGGGAACACCAAGUAAAGUGUGGUUAGAGGAUCUGCUUGGAUGGGAGAUGCGUGCUGAAAGUAGACUAUAGAUUGAACACGAUGGCCACUCAAUACCUCUGUUGCAAACCACAACACCCAAAAGGAGAGAGAGAACAAAAGGGAAUGCCCUGUCACAGAGGCGGGGUGGGGGGAUGGGUGGGGGGUGGGAGGGAUACUGGGAUCAUCGGUGGUGGAGAAUGGGCACUGGUGGAGGGAUGGGUACUUAAGCAUUGUAUGACUGAAACACAAGCAUGAAAAUAUGUAAAUCUGUAACUGUACCCUCACAGUGAUUCACUAAUAAAAAAUAUAAUUUUUUAAAAAUAAGUAAAAAGAGAGGGUUUGUUGAAAAGGGCUAACCCUCAGAUUCUUUGUUGAUGACAAGAACUUUUUGUCUUUGUUUUUGGAUCAGAUCCAGUGAUGCUCAGUUGUUGCUCCUGCCUCUGCACUUUGGAGUUACCCCUGGAGGUGCUUGGGGGACCAUAUGAGAUGCCAGGGAUUGAACCUGGAUUGGCUGUGUGCAAGGCAAACACCAUACUCACUGUACUGUCUCUCCAGUCCAAAUAACUUUUUUUUUUUUAUCUUAAAGAGGCCUCAUCCAUUGGUUCUAGGUGGGCAUUGGGACCCCUCCCUGCCAUGUUCUCUUGCAGUUUAGGUUUUCUAGGGCCACACCCUGUGGUUCAGCAGUGCCAGGGAUAGCACUCAGCGUCUUGCACAUGCUGGGCAUGUGUUCUACUAUUUGAGCCAUUGCCCUGGCCCUAAGAAUAAUUGUUUCAAGUUUAUAAUUAGAAAAUUAUUACUUGUCACUUGUAGUCCCGUUGAUCUUCGAUUUGCUCGAGCGGGCACCAGUAACGAACGUCUCCAUUUGUCCCUGUCGAGAGCUAGUGCAGCCCAAUGAUAUCUGCUUGCUCCAGGAACAGGAAGAGCCUCAAAUCGUUCAUUCAGGGAUUUGACGAAGAAAUCUGACCAUCUAGUUGGUGGGCGGCCACGAGGUCUUCUGAUGUCCCGUGGAAUCCAGUCGGUAACAGCUCUAGUCCAGUGGUCGUCUCUGAAAUCGCAUUAUAUGACCAUUACAUGGUUGUCUCCUGCCAUCUCCUCCUGCCCCGAGGAACAGCCCCAUGUGGGCAACUACCACCUGCUGAGGACCAUCGAGAAAGGCAACUUCGCCAAAGUGAAGCUGGCACAGCACAUCCUCAUGGGCCGGGAGGUUGCCAUCAGGAUCAUCGACAAAACCCAGCUGAACUCAAGCAGCCUGCAGAAGCUCUUCCGAGAGGUUUGCAUCAUGAAGGGCCUGAACCACCCCAACAUCAUGAAGUUCUUCGAGGUGAUCGAGACCGAGAAGACGCUGUACCUGGUGAUGGAGUAUGCCAGUGCUGAAGAAGUGUUUAACUACCUCGUGUCCCGUGGCCGCAUGAAGGAGAAUUAGAAAAUUAUAAUUAAAAAUAAGACCCUUGGGAGGGCACAGGAGGAACUACCAUUUGUUUGGCAAAUAUAAGAGAAAAAGAUUUGGCACAUUUAUCUUGCUGCACUAUGUUUAAAAGGAAGCAUCUGAAGAAUCACAGAGAACUGAGGGGCAUAAAAUAUCAGUGGGAGUGUACCCCUGGCACCUAGCACUGCUAAGGAAACCCUGCCACCAAGAAUAAAAUCAAAUCGAGAGUUCCAGAGGCACAGAUAGUAGAAUUUGUAGACACGUAUAAUAAAUGCAUUACUACAGGAUAAAAGUGCUGUUUUGCAGAGUUGGUCUCUGUUGUUAGAGAUUCCUCACUUUAUGUGUGUAUAUAUAUAUAUAUAUAUAUAUAUAUAUACACACACACACACACAUAUGUAUACAUUUGUAUAU